ACACAGGUUAUAAUUUUGCAACUUCAAAUUUUCUAUUGCUUGAGUUGUUUGAUGUUUCUCAGUCCAAAAAUACAAGAAAUUAAAUUCCACACUUGUUUUUUUAUUAUAAUCGAUAUAAAAAGGUGAACAUUGAGAAAAGUGGCACUUGGAAUAAUAAAUAUUAAGUACAUGAAGGUGGCUUAAAUGAUGUCGCUGAAACCUCAAGAAGUUAAUUUUGAUGAGACCUGGUCUAAACUCAAAGAGACUGUAGAAGGUGUUGUUGGCCUACAAGCAAUUGAAAGAGCAGUAUGGAAUUCACGUUUCUCUGAUGUUUACGCUUUAUGUGUUGCACACCCUGAACCACACGCUGAUAAACUGUAUGAUGAAACCAGAAAAUUCUUGGAGGAACAUGUGUUUAGAUUAUUAGACAGAGUUAAAGCCACAGCUUUUUUAGAUAGUACUGAUUACAAUGACGGACUGCUUAAUAGAUAUGUCAUGGCAUGGAGAGAAUACAGCCAAGGUGUGGCUUACCUUAACAGUUUAUAUUCAUACCUAAAUUUACAACAUAUAAAACGACAAAAGGUGUCAGAUGCAGAUAUAAUCUAUGGGUCGUCAGCUGCUAUAAGUUUUCUUGAACAUGAUGCAAGGCAAUUGGAGGUUGGUGAAUUGGGCUUGGUAAUAUGGGAGAGGGUUUUAAUAAAGCCUCUGUCAAAUCCGAUGACGGCUCGAAUAGUGAGAGCAUUAAACGAUGCACGGGAAUCAAAUCCGGAUCCCGCGGCAGCUGAUAUACUAAAGACGGCAAUUCACAGUAUGGUGGAAGUCCAGUCAUUCCGGCUCCGUACACCCUUGUCUCUAUACCAACAACUAGUGGUCGAACCAUUUUUGACCUCCGCUGCCGCGCAUCAUUCACGUCGCGCAGCUGAAUUACUUAACUCUGGAGAUGUUUCCUACUUCAUGAAGUAUGUGCUGGAUGGUCUUGCAAGGGAAAUAGUCCUAGGCAACAAAUUCCUUCACUCAUCAUCGUCCGAGGCGGUUCGUGCUUGCUAUGAGCAGGCCUGCGUGGCCUCUCAUUUGCCGGCUUUGCAUGCAGAGGUCGAACGACUUUUGAAAGAAGCUUGUGAAGAUUCGCCUAAAGCUGCCGAGCGGCGCGAAGAUUUGAAACGUAUGUUUAUGCUACUCAAACCGUUGGGUCAGAACGCCAUGCGUCCAUUGAUCGAAGCUGCGCAUGUGCAGGCCGCUAAGGAAGGACACGCUAUGUUGGCAGCUGAACAUAGCAAGGAUGAAGCGCACACACAUUUCGUACAUUCUAUGUUGUCUCUGCACAGUAAAUAUAAGAAACUCUUUGCCGAAGUCUUCGGAGGGGCUCAACCGUUUAUUGGAGCUCUGGAUAAGGCAUGUAGUGAAGUUGUCAAUUCGCGUGCCGAAGGCGAAUCUGCCGCUCGUGCUCCUGAACUGUUAUCCCGUUACUGCGAUACACUAUUGAGGAGAAAGGGAUCCGAGAGAGAUGCAGAUGACAAGUUAACGGCUGCCAUAGUGGUGUUUAAAUACAUCGACGACAAGGACGUAUUUCAGAAACAUUAUGCGCGUGCGCUCGCACGACGACUCAUACACCAACUGUCUGCUUCUAUGGAGCAGGAGGAGGCGAUGAUUAACAGGCUCAAAGCGGCUUGUGGCUACGAAUUUACAAAUAAGUUACACAGAAUGUUCACCGAUGUCGCUGUGUCCACAGACCUUAAUACUAAGUUCCAACAAUAUUUGAGGGAAAAUAAUUUAGCUACGAACACUGGUUUCUUCAUACAGGUCCUUCAGGCCGGAGCGUGGCCUCUCGGUGGAGCAAUGGCUCCCUUAGCUCCUCCAGCACAAUUAGAAAGACCGGCCCGUCUAUUCGAGACGUUCUACCGGGCGUCGUUCUCUGGUAGACGGCUGGCGUGGCUUCACCAUUUAUGUACAGGAGAAUUGAGGACGAGAUAUACGCAACGGUUAUACCAUAUAAAUGCUACUACACCACAGUGCGCCCUCCUCUUAAUGUUCGAAACCACCGACUCUAUUCGGGCCAGGGAAGCACGCGAAACUCUCCAACUCCCAGAAGAAGCCUGGGCCCGACACGUCCGCCCGCUGGUCGAAGCCGGUCUGCUCAUCUCAAAGGGAGAUGUGGAAGGAGCCGAUGAAGAGGCGGAACUUCUUCUUAAUCUCACCUUCACCUGCAAGCGGACGAAAAUAAGGCUGACUUGUGCUGCAGCACCGGCGAGUCAAGGUGGUACUGGACCUGGUGCAGGAACAUCCAGUGAAUCCACUCACUGCGAUGAUGAUAGAAAAAUGUACCUACAAGCCGCUGUUGUACGCAUUAUGAAGCAAAGAAAGGUCCUACGUCACACGGAGCUGAUCCAAGAAGUGGUCUCUCAGGCUAGAGGCUCGUUCGCACCAUCUGUCGCCAUGAUCAAGAAGUGUAUAGAGGCACUGAUCGAUAAACAGUAUUUGGAAAGGUCGCCAGGAAACCUCGACACAUAUUCGUAUCUCGCGUAGGGUAGUUGCAAAUUAAUCGGGAGGGUACUUUAAAAAUACGGGUACACGGUUGACAAAAAUAUUUAUAAGAAAUCAGAUAAUUUUAUGAAUAUACUCUAAAGUUUUUGGCGAAUGUUUUAACAAUGAGUUUGUUUAGAGCAAAGGUUAUUUAACAUACAACUAUAUAUUUAAGUUCGAAAUGGCCGAUAUCAAUAUUAACGUGAUUGGAUCUUCGUUAUUCAUAAUAAUUUUUUUGCAUGUUUCUUUUUAGUAUCUCAAUAUCUGUCAAAUUUAUUUAUUCACAAAAAUACAUACUAAGCCAAUACGAUAAUGUCGAAAUAUAAAAUAUAUAAUAUUAAAAACAUAAGAUACACAAUAUCGCUACUGUGAACUCACUUGAACUUAUAGACAUGUUGAUUGUGUCUGAGAUUGGUUCUGGACCUUUGUGUAACAAACAACCUUGACCUUCGCCGUCGCACAAAAAAAUCGAGGUCAUGAAGAAUACUUGGCCGCUCACCAGUCACCAUACUCCAAAUAGUUAUUUUGCUAUGCAGCAUGAAAUUUAUGACAGUACUUGAAACAAUUGUCUUGAGAUUUGCUUCUGAAUAUGAACUUAUUGCGACGAGAACUAUAUAUCUGUUUUACUAACAAAUUUUUGAUGUCAUACAAGCCGCGUGACGUCAAGUUUUGUAUAAUAUACGGAAGAACUAACUUCGCUUUUGUUAUUACAAUGAGUACAAUUUUUUUUUUUUAAUUUAACCCUAAAUGUCAUGGCGGUUUAGACGUUUUUGUUCCGGGAAAAAUGUAUCCUUAUUAAUAUGUAACGCUGGAUGUUAUAUAAUAUGAUUAAACGUUCUAUAAUAAUCUAGCGCUUAAUACACUAAUUCAUGUUAGAUUUUAAAAUUACGUCUUAACUUUUUAAAUAUAAAACUUAUAUUAAUAUAUCUGUUGAAAAUAAUAAAACAAGCGCGAUUUAAUUAUUCCCACAGACAAGUUUUAAUCGCGUAAAUAUUGAAUGUUUUAUUUUUAAUAAUGUGACUGUGCCAAUACAAUUUAGUUUCGAGAUGGAAAUCCAAGUAUAAAAUGCAUAAAUCUGUGAAUUUUUAUAUGGCUAAUGAAUUUGUCAUACCCAUAGACA
Messenger RNA from Pieris brassicae (large cabbage white), 3619 nucleotides. RefSeq names its product cullin-2 (gene Cul2). Gene Ontology annotation, biological process: SCF-dependent proteasomal ubiquitin-dependent protein catabolic process; protein ubiquitination. Gene Ontology annotation, molecular function: ubiquitin protein ligase binding. The record is from RefSeq and is a predicted model, not a curated record. The coding region runs from base 184 to 2502 and encodes 772 amino acids. Gene Ontology annotation, cellular component: Cul2-RING ubiquitin ligase complex; SCF ubiquitin ligase complex. The transcript has 18 exons. Lineage: Eukaryota; Metazoa; Arthropoda; Insecta; Lepidoptera; Pieridae.